AUGUGUAUGCGAGCAAAGAAUGAAAAAAUAUUUCUAAUUGCAAGUCAGUUCGAGCACAGAGGCCCGUUGAAAAUUGAAAAUGAGAAAGUAGAUCUUGAACAAGUGAAUGACGAGGAUGACACACGAGCAGUUGAAAAACAUUUUACAUUUGCUGAACAGCAUGAGGUGUUCGAUAUUGGACCGGAAAUUGAAGUUAUUCAUUAA
This is a messenger RNA of Brugia malayi, 204 nucleotides long. RefSeq lists its product as uncharacterized. Lineage: Eukaryota; Metazoa; Nematoda; Chromadorea; Rhabditida; Onchocercidae. The transcript has 4 exons. The coding region runs from base 1 to 204 and encodes 67 amino acids. The record is from RefSeq and is a predicted model, not a curated record.